Messenger RNA from Penicillium samsonianum, 777 nucleotides. RefSeq lists its product as uncharacterized. The transcript has a single exon. The record is from RefSeq and is a predicted model, not a curated record. Lineage: Eukaryota; Fungi; Ascomycota; Eurotiomycetes; Eurotiales; Aspergillaceae. Bases 1 to 777 code for a protein of 258 amino acids.
AUGGAUAGACCUCGCGCGUUAUCUGCUCAAUGGAUGAGUUGUCAGAAGAAUACCAGUACGCUAAACGCGAGAUCGAAUUCGCCCGAGGUGACUGGGUUUCCGCCCAUCCUUCACAGAAUGACACCGGAUGAUUCUCAAUACGCUACGCUAAGACCAGGCGUGAUGGUCAGCUCCGUCCCAAAUCCCGAAGGCGAAUCAAUGCGUUCGUCCUCGGGUGUCCUCGUCAAAGACCUUCUGGGCUCUACAUAUAUGACCACUGCUGCUCAUGGGUUCCCGUUCGAUAAAAACGUUUGCCAUCCAUAUCCCGGUGGCUCAAUGAUCGGCGAAAUCACCACAGAGCUCCCUCAUACGGACAUCGCAUUGAUGAAGCUCCGUUAUGGAGUAGAGUUCGUGAAUGAACCAUUUGGAAAUACCUUGACAGAAAGUCCCUUUCGCCUCGGAAAUUUCAUUCGAAUUGCAGAAAUAAAACGGCAGGAUUUGGUCUUCUUUGAUAGCCCCUUUUUCGGCCUUGUCAAUGGCCAGCUUAUGUCUAAAAAUAUCAUGCGGGUUCCAUCUGACGACCAAGAGCAGGAAUUAUGGAUCAAAACUGAAUGGAGCUAUAUGGGACAAGACUCGGCUCAUGACCUGGUGGACGGUGUUUGUGGUUCCGCCAUUUGGAACACCGAUCAUCGAGUUUUGGGGUUUCUCACUUACGCUCCUGCAACAGGGCUCUACAAGGAUUAUUGCCUGAGUAUUGCUGCGGAUCAUCUUCUUGACAGGGGUUAUAGUAUGGUCUAG